This is a messenger RNA of Amoebophrya sp. A120, 6064 nucleotides long. Lineage: Eukaryota; Dinophyceae; Syndiniales; Amoebophryaceae. The record is from the annotation of a GenBank genome assembly.
AGGACUCGCAAUCUUUGAUCCAAAGCCCUUGGCUACGCCCCCCUGCAUGCGACAGAGCUUCUUGUUCCUUUUGAAACUUAACGGAAAAACCUACGCUUAUCAAGACCGCGAUCUCCGCGAUCCGCAGAAAAGUCUAAUUCUCAACAACAUCCGAACUAUUUUCCUUUGCGCUGUGUCUUCUCGUUAAACUUAAAACUUAAUUCUAGUUCUGCUUUUCGCUUUUGCGUCUCUUUUCGACAACUUCUUCGAAACCGUCUCGAACCCAGUUCGACCUCAAAAAAAAUCCGCCAACCAAAACAGUAGCCUUGUGGUGAAGUACAUUAUUCUUCUCGCAGUGCGCUACGGUACAACUGUUCUUGAUAUUCUACUUCGCUGCAUAAGAGUUCUUGAUCGUCUCACCAGUAACACCACAUAGUAUAAUCUUGUUGCAACAUCGAGUGUAGUACCUCCAUCAUGCGAACUUCCCGUCGACUUUUUAUGCUUCUGUUUCGCCGAUUAUGUUUGCUCCUUCACAUUGGGCGGGUCGCGAUACUCUUCGCACUCGCACAGAGCAACAUCGAGCAGCAGAUGGGUUUUCUGUUCCAGAAAAUCAUGGUAAGGAGUUCUCGCUUUUUAUUUCUUCAUUUUUGAUGACCUUCGUUCCUGGAUCAAGAACAAGGAUCUGUGAAUCGAAACAAGAAACCAUGUUGACGUCCAAAGCAGGAUGCAAACGAGUAAAAGAUAAAUCCAAACACAUUCCUCUUUACUUCUUCCAGGUCUCCAUGCAAGAUUUCGAGCGCGUGAAGCCUGGGCUUUUCCAGGCACAGCAGAAGCUCCAGUCCGCGGGGGCACAGCUGCAGCAGCUGGUGCAGUCGAACAAGGUUACGCCGGAGCACAUAAGACUUUUGAACGGCGAGGAAAGUGAGAAGUUCCACCUGGAGUUCCUCCGGUUGCAAAAAAUCGCGCAGGAGCUCGCGGAGAAGGGUGUAAACAACAACAACGGGCCGAACACGAACAACGACGGGCCGCAAACGGCCCAGUACAUUCAAGACUUGGAAAAGUACAGCCACACAUUGUCCGACCACGUGCGGGCCGUCGAAAAUGCGGUGCGAAGCGUGGACCAGGCGGUGGCAGGUGGAUCUGGCUCAGCGUCCAGCACUGCCGGAAGGUCGUUGCAAGGGUCGAUAAUAAACGCUGGAGGCGGUGCUGUAGUGCAAGCACCUCCACCACAAGCUCCUCCGUCUUCUAAUGGCGGCAUUGGCAUCGGUGUCGGGGUACCCAUUCGAUUGCCCGGACAGCAAGGUCUUCAAGGUGGACAAGGACAACAGCAGCAGCAGCUGCCAAAUGUCCAAAUGCAGAUGCAAAUGCCUUCCGCCCCAUCUUCACAACCAAGCACGAUUUCCGGCAUCAAUACACCUGCCAUGUUUUCAACAUCUGGCGGAGCUGUUGGAGGAACACCACAGCCUCCACAACAACAGCAGAACAGCUACCGACCAGGUAGUUUCGCCGCUUCUAUGGCAGCAAGCCAAACAGCUGCAGAUACACAAGCAACUGCAAACUCUGGCUCUGCGUCUCUGUUCCCAAAAGGCGAGGACAAAAUCGCAGCGAAGCCCGACAUCGAGAUGUGGAAAGCCCAGCAGCUGAUGGGCAACAUGGCCGUGCCGGCAGGACCACAAGGCGCGGCGGGAGGUGGUCUUUCGAGUGGGCAAAUGCAGCAGGGGAUGAUGGGAGCAGGAGGACCGAACGGCCAGAAAAUGUCGAGAUUGGAAUUCCUGUUUCUUGAUUUGCAAAACGGAAUGUCCGACUUUGAACAAUUAAAACCUCUGUUCGCAAAGAUCGACCACACGUCCGCACAAAUCUCCCGCAUGGACCUGAACGACCGAAGAAUUCUGCAGGGCAUCGAAGCGGAGGAACUGAACUACCGCAUGCAAAACAUCGAAAAGCAAGCGCAGAAGAUCGAGAGUAGAAUGGCGCAGCUCGGCCCGGCGGAGGAGAAGCAGUUUUCGGAAGAAGUGGAGCAGUUUGUGAAGGAUAUGCGGAAACACACGGGAAGAGUACGUGAGUUGUUCACCACUGUCGUUUUCAAAAAUGACAAGACCGUCACCAUCCCGAAGGAAUUACCAAAACUGGACCCGAACGCGAAACUGGACCCGUCGUCCCCGGAGAUGCGGAAGAUCACGGUGAUAUUCGCAGAAAUCCAGUCCAACAUGCAGAUUUUUGAACGAGAACUGGCGCCAAGAUUCGCCGCGGUGACCCCGCAAAUUCUCCAGUCGAGGACCAAUUUGGACGAGAAAGGAAUCAUGACGGGGGAGGAGUCGCAAAAGCUACAUGUGCGCUUCGUGUCCUUGCAAUCCCGAUUGCAUUCCGAGCACAAAGAAAAACAAUACCUCGAGGAGUUGACGCAGUUCAGCAACGACUUGCGGACCCACGUGAACGCCGCCCUGAAAUUGAUGAAGGACGAUUUGAAAAUCGAGAAAACCGCCAUGCCGGCGAUGGGAGUACAACCGGGUGCAGCACGAGGAGGGCCUGGAGGACCAACAGGCGGGCCGAUCGGCGGUACACCAAUUGGAGGACAAGCGAUGCCAACAAAUCAGCCGCAGCUCCGCACGGUGUCGGGAGGCGCCAACGCAAUGCCGACCCCGGCGAACUUUGCCGGUGGCGGUGGCCGCCCGAUGGACCCAAUUUCCAAACAGAUCAACGAUUUGUUCGAAAAGGUGGACAAACACAUGCAGAGAUUCGAGGCAAACGUCAAGCCGCUCUUCAAAAAUGUGCCGGCGCCACAGGUAUGAUAUUAAAUUAUUUAUAUUAAUUCAUCUCACUACACUCGAAGCUGCGGCAGCUGGUGCCAUCAUGCAUGACUAAGCCUGUGCCUGCUGUGGUCUCUGCAGCAGCAAGAAUAGAAGUACACACAAACACCGACCUGUCGUGUACCUCCAUGUCGAAUCUAUGGAAAAACUUCUAGAUGCAUUUUUUAUACAACCUUACAAAGCAAAUAAAUAAACAAAAUCAGGUACUGAUGAACAAGCUGGAGGACAAGCAGGAGCUGAAGAUUGCGACCGGGCAAGCGUCCGAAGAAAUCCACCGGCGUUUUCUGUCCAUCCAAACCCGGGCGAACUCCCUGAACCAGCAGCAAGGCCCGGCGAUUCAGGCCUUCAUCCUGGACCUGGAGAAGUUCGAGAAAGACCUCUCCGAGCACGUGCCCGCCGCGGAACUCGUCAUGAAAAAAGCAAGCCAAAUGUCGCAGGGGUCCACGGAGGCGUACAAGAAGCAAACGCCCGAGUUUUCCGAGAAGGAGCUGGACGACGAAUUGUCCAAAGUGGAGCAAGACAUGCUGGAACAGGACCGCCGACUUCCCACCACCCUCCGCAACUUGAAGGAGCGCAUGGGCUCCCAAUUGGGAGAAUUUACCCAAUCGAACAAGGAGAAACUGGUGGAAAGAGAAGUGAACAAAAUGGCGCACAUGCUUGCCGCGAUCAAAAACGCGGCGCUCGAAAUCCUGCGCGAGAUACGACAAGGGUUUCAAGGGAAGCGCCCGCUCAAGGAAUUGAACGAGCUCUUCUGGGACGACUUCGCCACGGAAUCGCAAAGGUAUAGAUGAUGCUGUACUGAAGUAAUGUUCAGAUUUUUAUGAUGAGGAUGAGCGUUCUUGUCUUGCGCAGUUUACAUAACUCCAUAAACUGUAACCAUCUAGUACCUGAUAGUCGGUGAUGUAGCUUGUUUUUGUCAUGAUGCGGAGAUGAAAACAUAAUAAAAUAUUAAUUUUUCACAGUGGAUAAGUACAUUUCCAUUUAUUCCAAUAUGAAAAAAAGAAUCACUGAUUCACACUUAUGACAGAUUCCUCGCCACUAUCCGGGAUCUGCAAAAGGAGGAGAUGCAAGCCUCGCGAGAAUCCGGCGGCGACACCAACAUGGCUGAAAACAUAAACAUGCCGGGCAUGAAGCUAACCGGGAACAUUCUUGGUAUAGUAUGCUUGCAAGAGUAUUAUUAGGAGAUUCCAACUGAUGUUGUUAGGGAUGGAAAAUGUAGAAAAGUUUCAUACCUAUAAAGUACUAGCUAGCACGGUCGGGCACUGGUUACGAGCACGAUGGCGAUCAUUCUUUGCAUUUUUUGGCGUCCCCACUAGCACGGUCGGACCGUGUUAGUGGGGACGCUAAAAAAAGCAACCCAGCUGGUUGCCGCGCGCUUUUAGAACCUCUGCGGGCGAAAAAGUGAAUAUAUAUCCAAAAAAUGAGCCGCAUAUUUCGAAACUGGCCCGCAUAGGUUCCAAAAGCACGCGGCAACCAGCUGGGCUGCUUUUUUUGGCGUCCCCACUAGCACGGUCGGACCGUGCUAGUGGGGACGCCAAAAAAAGCAACCCCGAUGUUUGCCGCGUGCUAGAAGUGCCUAUGUUGACCAAUUUCGAAAAUAUGCGGCCCAUUUUGAAAAUAUGCGGCCCAUUUUUGGGGUAUAUAGGUAUGAAACAUUUUGCAGUUUUCCAUUCAUAGAUGUUGUGUGAGAUAUUUAUUGCAUUUGCAAUCUCAGGCAUUGCACUUGUAAGCCUCUUGUUACGUCGAUUGGGCGGCCCGACGUACAGGCGCGUGAUGGAGAUCGAAAUCACGAUGCUUUUUGUCAGCACCUGAAGACCACCAGAUUUUUUUUUUAUGCAGUGAAGAAGAUUUCGUGCUGAUAAUGAUAUGCCUCUCAUGCAUACGCGGCUGCACCAUGACAGAUUGCUUUGCAAAAAGGGACCGAAAAAAAUCAUGACCCAGGUACUUCUGGCGUCACAAGCAAAGCGUUGGAGAACAGUUCUUCAACCAGCUACGUGUCUCGUGGCAUGGUCCAGGGCGGGGCGCAGAGUGGCACCGCAAGCAGCAUCGAUGGAAACAAUGACGAUCAAGGGACUCUGAAUGCUGCCGCGGCUGGGGUACAAUAGUUCUCAUAGUCGUGUUCUUUGUGCCAGGGAGUCUAUGCAUUCAUCUUCUGCUUCUUCAUCUUGCAGGGAAAUUCAUUGGAUUGCUGUCAUCCUGAAUUUUGGUUUGCGUUUGCACCAUGUUUCAUCUUUCUACUGCUCGAUGUGUAAAUCAAUAUGGAGAAACAGGAAAUAAUCAGAGUGUAUGAACAAAACUCCCGCCUUACAGGUUGCGAACAUGCAAGGACCGGGUGGCCACGGCGGGUUCGGCGCCGGCGGCAUGGCAGGGCUCGCAAAGUUGCCGAAGUUGCAACUGUAAAAGCAGCGGCAAAUCUUGUCGCGGAAAAUAAGAACGGCGCUAGAAGGAGGGAGGCAUAUGGUUUUUUUUCAAAAACGAACAUCUAGAAGUUUUGUUUCGAAGUAAUUUUUCGAGGAAUUUUUAAAUGGCGGAGAUGCGCUUUAUUAUCUACAGCAGGUUUGGAUCUAUCGAAACACCUGGCGACCUCCCUUGGUUGAGUUCUACUGCUCUCAUUGGAGCCGCAAGAAUUCCCGAUGGGUUGUGAUAUGGGUUGUACUUCCUCGAGAUAGAUUUGCUCAAUUUGUGGUAACCUGUAGUAGAAGUAGUACUUCGCCACAACUGAUUCCUUUGUUUACUUCAGUAGUUAUAUUGCAUGCUCUACAGCACUCAGUGAAAUGGGUAAAGGACUGUGAAUAGAUAAAUACAACUAUAAUAGAUACCAGAAAACUACUAUACUUGUACGUCUCGUCCUGGAAAACGUACCAUAGCAACAGCCAAUAUGUAAUUUGCAGUUUCGAAAAUCGGAAGCGGAACAAGAAAGGAAGAACUCGACAGCAGACAGCCUAAUGCUGCGUCAGACACAGAAGUGCCAAAGAAUGUACGACUUUAUUUGAUGCCAUGCGGCCUUUGCUUUUUCUUCUGCUAGUUUCCGUGGACAAAUGCAAGAAACCAAAAUGUACUUAUGACGGAGUUACUUCUAACCUCCGGGCUGUGGUACAGACGAGCAGACAGAGCUUCAGUUUUUACGAUAUCGAUCAACAAUCGCCAGCACAAAUAAACCAAAGAGAGAACAAAUGGUAUCAGAGCCCACGACGUCAGAUUUUCAGUUCUUAAAAAGCCGGCGUCAAAGCUAUGCCCGGUUGUUUCUUCAAUUAGUGUUGAUUUGGAACAAAAAGAAU